UAACCAACGUUAAAACGAAGCAGUUGUCCACACUUGUCUGUGUUCGAAGAAGUUGAAUUUCAUCGACCUUUUGAUAUGAGUUCUACUGAAGAAAAUGGAGUAGUGGCCUCAGAGCCGAAGCCGGUAAAAUGCCUCGAUCUUCGUCCGUCUUUCCUUUUGUAAAAAGUUCUGAAGCACAGAAUUUGGUAUAUCUGAUUUUGGACUAUAUUUUUCCAGAAUAGCGAAUCUCAUAUGGACGCCGCAGAUCGCCCGGAAGUGUGCGAUACUACGAGUAAAACAUCCUCAUCAGAUUUACAAACUAAUGGAAAAGCCUUGCAAAGUACGGAUACGACGACAAAAAAGACUGAAGCCAAGCCAGUAAAAAGCAAUAAGAAGCUUAAAGAAGAGGAGAAAAAGCUUAGUAAGUCUUUGCUUCAUACGUGUCUUAGGAUAUCGCUUUCUAACAACAGUUUUCUGUCUUCGUGCACGAGCUAAUAAGCUUUAAAUGUUUUAGUUUCUGCAGUCAUGUUGCGUGAGGCUUAUUGACAUUGCAUACGAUAAAUGCAUAUAUUUUCAGAGUUGCUUUUUAAGUCUUUUGAGGAUGUGGAUAAUCCAGAAUCAAAACUUGACGCCCUUGGUAGAAAGUACUUACAAUUGGUAAGAACAUUUAUAAUUUUAACUAAAAUUUAACCUCUCCCCUGAAGAUUGUUCAUUUAGCUAGGAUUUUAAAAGCAAAUUAGUUAAUCCGUUUAGCAAACUGACAAGAAAAUAAUUAUACACGAACUGAACAGAAUUAUAAUAAGCCAAUCUAUGCCAAUUGGUUACGUUGCGUCAUGUUUAUAGUCUGUAAAUUUUACCUCCCAGUAGAACGAAAAUAAUAUUCUACGUUACUACUUGGUUCAGUGUCUUAAAUAACGCACAUCAAAAGUAGCGGUAAAUAUCAACUAACACAAACGAAGCGUUUCGUCUAAUACAAGUUAUUUGCAUGAUAUUGUAGACUUUUCAUGUCUGUUAUAUUGUCCUGAAGUUUUUCCCUCCCAAGGUCCAGGGUAUGAACAGAAAGUUCUGCUUUAAUAUGUUCAAGAUUCUUUUAAAUUUAGCCAAUCUUUUAUGCUCAGGAGUGACAGCAAUAUUUUUGGUCAAAUUUACAUAAUGUAUUACUGUUACUUACAUGUACACAUAGAUAUUAUGUCACUACAAAACUCCUGAAGAGUGCACUUUUAGCAGUGUUGAUGCUGAUGUUAAUUGGUACAUGUACAAUGUACACCUGACUAAUUAAUAUUAUUAUUCCUCGAGCCCCAAUGGGCUCUGAGGCAAUGUCGGCCUCAUGGGCUAUUGACUCAGAGACCAUGAGGGCGAGAGGAAUAAUUGUUUUAGUAAAAUCCAACUACAGUAGUGGGUCAAAAAUAUCGAGAAUAAAAAAAUUUUAGCUAGUUAAAGGUAGACUUUAAUUCUUUUUUGCCGCCAAAAACCCUGCGUUUUUUGCUACUAGUGGGCUAUACAUGUAACAUAUAGCCUAGUAUUAGCUCAACCAAUCAGAACGCAGCGUUGUCUGGCAAAUUAGGCAUAAACCAUGAAAUACAUGAUCUGAAAUUUUUUGGGGGGAGGGAAUACUGUAUUCUCAGUUUUUAAAAUAUUAAAAACCAGCAUUAACCAGCAUUUUCAUCUCCAUACCUUAUUUUUUCUGAAAAUGUGUCAACGGCUUGUAAACAUUGCCAAGAUGUUCCAGCAACUUCAAAAGAUUGCCAAAGAGCUAGAAGACAUUUCAACAUUGCUUCCAAAUGUUGCCAAAGAUGUCAAAAAACUUUUAAUAUUAAAUUGUAACUUUUUAGAAAACAUCAUUUUUGCUAUUGUAAGUGAUAGACUUUACUACAAUUUCCUUUAAGUAAAGCAAUUUAAUUGUUCUCUUGUAUGAGGACCAGGUUUUGUUUACUGCUGCAGAGAGACAGCCAAAAUUUUAUACUUGGUGACAUUUAUUUAUCACUGGUGCCACAUGAAGUUGCCAACAAAGCAAUGGAACACUGGCUUUUCUAAAGCUCCAAUAAAGUUAAUAUCAUUUAACUUGAUAUUUACAUGCAUUAUUCCAUUUUCUAAACAUUCAAUAUGGUCAGGAUUUUCAGCUUUUUUAUGAGGCUUCAUAUCUAAAGGAGAUAAUGAUUAUGUGAUAUUAUCUUUUUGUCUAAAAGGUAGCAGAUCAUAGAACCACUGAAGCAAGAAAAGAUGAAUUAGAGAAGAGAAUAGAAAAGGUUAACCAGUCACUAUGAUUAACAAUAAAAUGAGCCUCAAAAAUUGAGUAUUGUAUAUUUCAAUAGUCAAUGAGGUGUGUAUUGCUGAGGUAGCUAUUAAUUUGACUCUUAAGCCCUGUUCACACUACAACAAAAACUAGAGUUACUUUGGUGUUUGCAAAAAAAUUUGAAAUUUUUUUAAUCACCAAUGUUUCAUUUUUGAAAACUUGUUUGCAUCAGAGAGACAAGAAAUUUUUUGUAUAACCAGCAACUUUAAUUCAAGGGACUUGGUCAUGUUUAGAAAAUUAGGUGACCCAGUGAAGGACAGCUGUCAAGAAACACAGAAUCUUGUCACUUGACAAAAAAAUGUUGGCCUUCAAAUAUUCUCCAGGACAUCUUUGAAGUGUGGUGACAGUUGAGAAAAUUUUGGCAGGCAAGAGAAUCAUUUGCACCAUAAAUGGCUUCCUGUUGACAGAGUGUUUUUGCAAAACAAACAAAAUUUUGCAAAGGGGGCCUUAGCAAAAUGAGAACAAGUAGUCUAAUUGUUUCUUACAGUUUUUGUGGUGUUCCUGCAGGUUUUCAUAGUCUAACAAGAGUUUCAAGGGAAGAUUAACCUUUUUUGUUUCUUUAAUUUUUAAUAAACAGGUUGUGAAGGAAAGGGAUCACCUGCAGUCAGAAUAUAAUAAAGCAAGUCUGGCCAAAAGCAAACUGGAAAGUCUUUGUCGUGAAUUACAACGUCACAGUAAACUUGUCAAGGUGAAGAAUGGUUAUGAAAUUCUAAGAGGAGAGUACUGAGGGCUCAAAAAUACCCAAUCUGGGAAUACUUUGUAAAUUAAAUUUUCUUACAGAGUAAUUAAGUAACUUUUUAAUGUUCAUCUCACUUGCCCAGUGGGCAAGGGUCUAGGUAAGUCAUUACUUCAUUAUUAAGCAGAGCUGUUGUCCAAAGAAAAAGCUAGUAGAAUACAAGUAUUUAUCAAGCCCUAGGGUUGCAUUUUUUGUUAAAUAAAUAUACCAGACAUACUAAUACAUGUAAUUUACAUUUUAUACCUUAACAACAAUAAUAAGAUAUAAUGUAGCAGUAAUAUGCUUUAGUCAUGCCACAGUCAUAAAGGUAAUUUAUUUCUUUAAUUUUAUCAGCCUGAAGGUGAUUUAACUUUCUCCAUCUCAGGGAAAGAGUCACACCUAUCUUACCCUGCAAAUGCUCAGGUCCCUUGACCCCAACCAUUAUCCACAUUUACCACACUAUGGCUUACUAUUCUCCACCUCACAUUCAUUACAUGCAUUUAAUAUGGUUCCUUCCACAUGUGCACUGUAAUUCAAGUAUUUCAUGUAAAUUUUCUUGCAUAAAACAUCUGAGUAACAGUUUUUUUAUUGGUUGUUCCUUUGACAGGAAGAGAGCCAAUUACGAAUCCAAGAAGAGGAAGCCAAGCGAAAGGAGCUUUCAGAAAAGUUUCAAACAACAAUCAAUGAUAUCUCAGAACAGAUGCAAGAAAAUUACAAGGCCAACCAACAGUUGAAGAAUGAGAACAAUGAGUUAGUAAAACUGAGCAUUUGUAAUAUUACUGACCUGUACUUUACACAUUGGAGGUGUGUGUGUCUGAGUAGUUAACACCUUGAACUCCGGAUCUGGAGGUCUGGGGUUCAAGCCUUGCCAGUCGUGUUGUUUCCUUAGACAAGAAACUUUACUCCACUUUGUCUCUCUUCACCCAGGUGUAUAAAUGGGUAUCGGUGACAUCUGUUGGGGUGUAACCCUCCGAUAGACAAGCAACCCGUCCGGGGGGAGUAGCAGUACUCCAAGGCAUGCUUCAUGCUAAUGAAACCAGGAUGAGCUCUGUCUGUUUGGGCCUUAGGCCCUUGUGUGUGCCUUUACUUUUUUGUGUGCUUUACACGUUGGGAAUGUCUUUCCCUGUCUUGUUAUCAAUCCAAGCAUUAAUAUUAGAAAUUCCAACUCUAAAAGAAGAAACUUGUUCUUUUUGGUUUGCCGUGACUUAACUGUCUUUUUUGUGUCUGCCAAGAACUGAAUAAGUUUUCCUGGUACCAGACUCUCAUGAAAAAUUCAGUUCUACAGACAUUCUUCACUGUCUGGUCAACCCUGCCAGUUGAUCCAAUGUGCAUGAUUUGGUUUUUUGGCCCCAGAAAAGAAUCAGUAAUGAUUUUUCACAUUCCAUUUUGUUUGCUCAAGUAAUACCUCAACAGCUGGCUUUUCCAGUUUUUGUUUAAAACUGAUUUUACCCUUUACAGCCAGUAGCCCUUUAUUUAGUAGCCCAGAAACUGGGACCUUUUUGUAAAUCACUAGGACAGGGGAUAGCAACUCAUUAGGAGACUCCUAAUCAAAUCAGGAGGGUUGGAAUCUUUGUUGUAUACCUGAUUCAAUAAAGAAUGCUUUGGCAAUUGGUCUUUGGCCUUCCUUUUUUUUUACAUCCUCUUUACAUGAACCUUGUGACUUUCUUAAGGGUAUUAAAGUAGGCAAGUUUUAGAUUAUUGUUACUGUGUAGUUUUGGUGCUGGGUAUUUUUAAACAUUUGAUGUUUAGCAAGUAACUUGUUGAUUUUACUGUUGUUAUGUCUUUCUGUUUUAUUGUACAGUCUUGCUGCCAGACUUAAAGGACUAGUUGAGCAAUAUGAAGUUCGAGAGGAGGUAAAAUGAGUUUUAAAAAGUGUGAUAAAAGUGAAUAAGUUUGUUGUUGUUAUCCAUUUCACAAGCUGAGGUAACAUCAGUAUGGCAAAACUGAUUUGCAACAUGCAUUAAUAUUAUUUACUAAGGAUGCAAUUAACAAAAUCUAAGGCAUACAGUUUUGAAAUAUUAUUAUUACUUUUUGAUAUGAAUAGUUAUCAAUGAUUUAUUAUUUGUUUAUUUGCUACAUUUUGUACUUGUGCACACUGUUUUUGAAACAAUUAUGGUGAGGAUCAAAUUGUUAUUGUUCUUAUAACAUAAUUAUUGAUACAUUUAUGGCCUGCAUACAGACGUGUGGAAAUAGGAAACAUCUGCAAGCAGUAAUGCAACAUUCAACAAAGUUUAUAAUUUACAGCCCAUAAUGGAAGUACGAUAAUGUAGAUUCAGUUGGAAUUCUUUUCAGGAAUUGCAAGCUAGUCACUUCAUUAUAAGUCUGCCUGUAGAAGGGGUUAGAGCAGUAUAUAAAUCUUCGUUUUUUUUGUGUUGAAAUAGAACUAAACUACAGGGACAUAAAUACAUGUAGCUUUUUUCUCUUUUUUUUUUUCUAAAAGCAUGUAGAAAAAGUAUUUAAACACAAGCAACUGGAGCUUCAGUUGGCAGAAGCAAAGAUGGCUCAGCAACAUUUGCAAUUUGAUGAGGACAAGAAAAAGACUUUGUCAGAAAAUCAAAUAGUAAGUAAUAUUCUUUGUGAGCCAGUUGUCAUUCAGAAGUUGGUUUCUCAGAAAAAGUUGGACGUGAAUCGCGUAGUGUCCACAGUCUCCCUUUUUUGCUUUUCUUUUUAACAUUAAAAAACUUGAUUGAAUGAUACAGCUGAAAUUGCCUGUGAGUGAUUCUUGGUUUCCGCCAGGUUUUUCAUAGUAAUUUUGUGUGUUUUUUCCCUUUUGUACCGAACAGUGUCUGUAUUAUUUUAUUUUAUUUUUAUUUUUAUUUUUAUCGCUCACCUAGUUGAUUAAACAAGCUCAAGAGUACAAGAAGCAGUGUGAACUUUUAACCAAACAAGAAACAGAGAUGAAAUCCCAGGUAACUAACACUUACCGGUUACAUUGCUUUUGUUAUUUAUAAAUAAAUAAAAAAAAACUAAAGUGUCUUUAUUGUUCCAAAGAUAAAAUUAAAUAUCUUAUGUUCAAUUUAAAUAAUGUUAAUGGGGUAAAGUAUGUCUCUAAAUGAGAUUGGUAUAUACAUAGAAAGAAAUACAAAAAUCGAAUACAGAAAGUACACUAUUUACAAAGCUACAUUAUACUUGAAGACAAUUCUAUUAAAGAAUGUAUUCUUAAAGCGGUUCGUGUGAAUGGCGGGCAUUGCGGGAGAUUUAUUCCUUUAGUUGUAUCUUGUAAUCUUAGUCUCAGGGAAGUUAGCUCUAAGAGGGUGGUUCGGGAUACUAGAAACCUUCCUACAAAUUCUAUGAUCUUGCACUUUAAGUAAUUUACUUCCAAGAGCACUAUAAAUUAACAAUAUGGAGGGGAACUCAAGACUAUUGUUACCCAUCAAAACCCAUUAGAUAGAGAUCUGCAUUGGCUGUGGGUAUUCUAAUUUUUUUGAGAAAAAUCUGCUGGUAGUCUCUUUCCAAUACAAGAGCACUUUCUGGUGAUUAUGUAGCAAAAAAAUCAGAUUUUCCACUACUCCCUUUCUAUAUGCUGAUACACUGUUGGUAAUAAGUGCAUCAGACUUUUAAACAGAUAAACAGCCUGCAUGGCAACAGAGAGCCCUGGCACGCCUUGCAAAUCAAAUUAAUUUUACUUUCUACUUCUCCCUUUUACUGGAAUGUGUAUUUUCAUUGCAGCUGGCUAUGUAUGCAGAGAGAUUUGACGAAUUUCAGAAAACUCUUAACAAGAGCAAUGAAGUGUUUUCAACUUUUAAGAAAGAAAUGGAUAAGGUAACGGUUAAAAACAUUAAUUAAAAAAACAUACUGUUUUACAUCAUAUACUUUAAAUAUGUGUACCGUGUUAGUCCUUUAGGUUGAUUGUUAUUAAUUUUGGGUCGUAUUAAAAUGUAAUCACCAGCAAUGAAAGUAGCCUUUGAUACGUUUCGUACACAUGUAGGUUACGCGCGCGACACGAUUCGCGUUUCGCGUCUCUCGAGAGGGUAGCUACUUACGUCGAGUGGAGCUUUGGAAGUAUAUGCCCUAUAUUUGCAUCCUACAAUCCUAAAUGUGCGUAAUUUUGUCCCUUUUUACUGAAAUAUUGCGGGGUUUUCUGACACGGCUCCUGCUGGGCGACUUUAACCAGGGCGGAUAAAGGUUGGGCGGUGAAACGAGCGCUCCGCUCUUCAUUUAAUGUGUGAUGCGGAGUAGGACUGGCACGAGCGCUCUUUCCGCGCUUCCGGUGCGCUUGAAGGCCGGCGGAAUUUUCCUUUUUGGAAACCGGAAAUCCUAUUUUCUUUCUGUAAUUUCAGGCUACAAUGUUAAAAAGAUAAAUUCGUUUCAUAACAAUAUCAAUAAACAGUUUCAUAUGUUUGUGUCUGUAAGUCUAUAAGUCAAACUUGUUUGUCGUAUAAUGCCAAAAUUUGAGUUUAAUUUGAAAGUGUUGAAUACCUCCUCCUUCCACUAAAUAUCACCUAAUCGUCUUUCGCCGUUUCGUUUGCAAAAGCUUAACACUUCUUAACCUCAAUUUUUACAUAUGUUAAAGGGGGAUAAAUUUUAUAUAACAUAGCAAAAGAUUAGAUUGAUAUAUAUUGAUAUAGUGGCGUUGUACCUCUUCAAACUUUGCUUCUCGGGUGCAACGGUGGUGCAACGCGCCAUGGCGAUUCGCACAAUGCGUUGCAAAUCUGGCAACCGCAUGUAAACAAAAUUUAUUGAGGUUAGUUGUAAGGUUUUUUCUCCGUUUUUCUCUCUAAAACAAAACAGGGUAAACAGUAAAAACUGAGGGGAAACUAAUUUUGAAGUUUUGAAGAAACAGAAAGACGUAUGAGAUGUUUUUUUCAAAAUUAAAAAGAAGGAUGAUGGUGAUUGAAAUUUGCAUAAUUUCACCUUGCACGAGCUGCACGCAUUUAUAAAAUACACGUCAUCUAGUUAUGAAACACGAUCUGCUGUCUUUUAGUUUUGCCAUGGAUGACAUGGAUGAGAUUUUCCUUCGUGUUUUAGACAGUACUUAGUUGUUUUUGUUUUUGGAAUAACAUCGACAUUGGCGAGUAGCAGAACGAAAAUAUAAUUUAGUGGUAGAGUCAUGGAAGUAAUAAAAGAAACCCUUUGAAAGGGAUGUUUGUCUACUCCAACUAAACCUCCCGCAAAAAAUAGCAACAUUUGCCUCUCGGAGACAGCGUACCAGCACAAAGGAACGAGGAAGAAGUACAAGAAAACAAGUCAAGCCGCCAUAAUUCAGUGACAGCGGCAGUGUCUAAUGUACAAACCACAUCGCAAGCCCUGACCGAAGUCGAAAACAAGCGACAGCUCUAAGCAGAGUUCCAGUCCACUGCAUCACACCUUUUUGCUCGGACGCGCUCGUUUCACCGCCCAACCUUUAUCCGCCCUGACUUUAACUUUUUUAGACUCGCGUGUGAACCCUCGACUUCUUUGGUAAUCUUAAAAUCUGAAUUCUAAUAUGCUAUUGAGCAAAGUAUCAAGUCGAUCACACGAUAUUUGCUGACGUCUGAUAUGAUGUGUUAACACUGAAAAUUUCAGUUUUUAUUACCAAGAUUAAAGUGAUGUCUACUAUCGAAUUGCGAAGGAAAAGGUGAAAACGUUGAAAAUUUGUGGAAACAGUGCGCUAUCAUGACGUCAUACUAGGUUUUGUGAUGCGGCUCGUCCAGAGAGUUUGGCGGGAAACAAUUUACUCGCUGUGUGUGACGCCAUGCCCUUAAAGUAGCCAAUGAGAGCAGGUGUUGUUAAAAAAUGAAAAUUUCAGGUACAAUCAAUGGUAGUACCAGUGAUAGCGAAUAAGUUGUGUGGUUUUCUGAUAUGCUUGUUUUGAAUUGCUUCUUGCAGAUGACGAAGACGAUUAAGAAACUAGAAAAGGAACGAAAUACGUGGAAAUCAAAGUGCGAGAGCAGCAAUCACUCUUUAGUUCAAAUGGUGGACGAAGUGAGUGAAGUUAUUCACUUUUAAUUGAGUAAACUCGUUCACUCCCAAGGGGUGCUUAUGUCGGCAAAUAACAGUCGGCCAUACGACAAUGUCCUACUAAAAUUUGCGAAUGUCCGACGAAUCAUACUGAUCAAAACCCCGAGAUUAUCAUUUUGAGGCUGAUCAUUUGCUUAGUAAUUAAAGAAAGAGUCAACAUACUGUCUGUCCGUCUGACCACUCUUCUGUUUUGUCUGGCUAAAAAGGUGACUGGUUCGACAUUUGUCCUUUCUAGAAAAGCCAAAUUAUUAUUUGCUUGCUUAUUGCUUGUACUUUAGGGAUUUUGACUUUACAAGGAUAUUAAUUGUUCGUUGUGUUUUCUAAUAUUGAUCUUUGCAAUUUUUUGUCUCCUUCUGCCAGCGCGAAAAGCUGAAGAACGAAGUUUCUGCAUUACGUGCCAAGAAUGAAAAGCUUGAAAAUCUUUGCCGUGCCUUGCAUAAAGGAGCAAAAGAGACGAGCACAGAUAUGGAUCAGGUAUGAACGCUUAAAUCCGUAUUAAUUGUCAAUCUUCCUUUAGUUCCAAAACUUUAUUCAUCAGAGCAAAGAAGUGAUAAAGUCACCAAAACUGAAGUGUGGGAUGGUGAGUAAGAACAUGAUGAAAAAUACCCACCUGCAAUGCCAAAAAUCAUUGGGUUACUGUAAUCUGGUGGUGAGAUAUAAACGUCGUUAUCCCCUGAUAAAUCAUUACAAAAUUGGCGUGGAUCGUAAAGCGUACUAACCAAAUAAAAUUUAGAGGGAUUUGUAUACAGUCAUAAGAGCUAACGCACUGAUUUUUGCGGGAAAUGGGCAAUUUUCUUCACUUUCUUUCUAAACAUCGCAAUCAAUCCCAUAAUUUCGCAAAUUCGAAUUUUUGAUUUUUUUGUGACGUCACUUUUCUUUGCUAAGAUGACGUAUUAGGCCGUGAAAUGGGCUUACAUAGCUUAAGCCCCAUUUACAUCAUCAAAAUUCAUUUACAUGAAAAAGAAUAUGUUUUAAAAAUUUAUAUAUUUGAAUUGCGGACGGACGAUUUACGAAAUAGGACUAUCACAGACAUCAAAGCUACAGUAAGACAGAUUUAGCAAAGACAACGCGACGUCAAAUGAUAACGUAGAAGCGCGCGAAUGGGAAUGACCCCAACUUUCUGCCGCUUGACUUUUUGAUGUUUCGAUCAUCAUUGUCAAGAGUGAGAAAUGUUAAGUUUCAUAGUUGUUAAAGAGUUCAAGCUCAAAUUUGUCGAUCGGGAGGCAUAAAUAAUUAAUGAAACGACAUGGGGUUGAGAAGCCAACCCUUACGGACGGUCCUUAAAAAAUGCGGAAAUGAAUUCGAAUGCCAUGUUUACGAAAAUGCUAUUUAUGCAAGAACUCAAAUCGUCACUGAACAUUCAACUGGACUCGAUUCGCCCGACAUCUACUUUAUAUAGUGAAGCAUGCACGAACGCAAUUCAAACUUCAACUCUUUUAACAACUUUGAAACUUCACAUUUCUCACUCUUGAUAAUGAUGUUCGAAACGUCGAGUAACGUUCUUAAGUUUAAUUUUUCCCGUUUAAUGUUGAAAGUGAGGCUUAGAUUGGAUUCGAACCCAUGACCAUGCGAUACCCGGCGUUACAGCGCUCUGCAGGGGCCGGUUGCUCGAAGCUUGGUUAGCGCUAACCGUUGGUUAAGAGGUAUCAAAAUGUAUAGGUUUCCAUGGUAUUUAACGCUGGUUAGCACUAACCAUGCUUCGAGCAACCCGGGCCAGACCAACUGAGUUGUCAGUGAAGGUAACGGUAGCUGAAGACAAGAACGCCAUCAGAUCCUAUUUAAAUAAAACUAAUAAUGGUGAAAUGUUCGCGUUAAUUAAAGUUUUACCGCCUGACUCACCUUUUGGUAGAUAACAGUGUAGCUGUUAAAUUUCAUGUGAUUUCGGAGCAGCUAGUAGGAGCGGAGGAAAAUUCAGCUGUUUACUGACGAAUAUUUUCAUUGUUCCACUAGACGAAGGGAGCUAAUGCUGCACAGAAAAGUAAUGAAAAGACUUCUUCGUGUCCCGUAGUUGAUAAAAACAGCGAAAGACGCGAGCUUAAUUCAAACGCAGAAGCAGAUAUGAUUCAGAAUACACAAACUCAAGAAGCAUCACCACAAGAAGUAGAAAACGAAAACGGAGUACAUGACGGGGAAAACCAGCACUCAGAAGAAGGAUCCGAGGGUACUGGAAGCGUGGAAUCAGGAAAUAAUCCACAAGUUCCCACCAAAGAAAACAGUCAUGAUUCCGAAGAUUUCCCGAGUAAUGCCGAUACACCGAGUAAUAACGAAGAAGACGCACCCAAUUCGGAAAAUAAAUCGAAGGAAAAUGUUUCGAGCGUAACUGAUAAUUCGAAGAACGAAACUAACACGCCUGAUGGCGAGGCAAGUUAGCUAUAUUAUGGUCAUCUCUAGACUUAAACUGGUUAAAAUGCUUUGGGACAUAAUUGUUAUUAGUCUUGUAAACUUUUUAUAAGUUUUUGAUAGUUAAAAUGUUAGUAAAUAUUACUACUAAAAACUUUAGGUAAUUUUAAUAGCCUGUCUGGUGCUAUAAUCGUCUGGGUAUAAAAUAUGCUCCUUUUGAUAGAAAGAACGGAAAAAUUGACGUGUUCAGUACAGCGCGUGAUGUACAGUUAUUAAGAACUCUUUGUCUCUUCCUUGGUCCGAGAGCCUUACACUUAAAAGAAAAAAUCCCGCGGUGAACUUUGGGAAGAGUAGGCCUUUCCGCUGUUUUCCUCUUACCUUGUCCCCCGUGCGGCGACUUUGGAAUAAUUUAUUUCUCUGUGGAAGAAGGACUAAGGGUUGGAAGAUUUUUCGAAAUAUUUCCUGAAUAUUUUUCAUACCCAGAUGAUUUUACUAGAUACUGUAGACUACUUUUCUAUGAGAUGCAGAAAUAUGUUUUGGAUGUUUUUAGAGUGACGUAUUUUUAUCGGGAGUGGAUAAUUUUGGCCUGUUGCACUUAAUAAAGCAUAACUUAGCACAUAGAAUGGAGUUUUUUUCUGAUGAGCUGCGACGAACUGAAACCAAGGACACGCAAGCAUGCAUUUAAAGCACGCAAUCGAAAUGGCCAGAUGAGAUUAUUUUCAACAGGCAACUAACACAAACCGUGGACUACUAUAUGAUUAACCCUUUAAGCCCUAGGAGUGAUCAGCAUGAAAUUUCUCCUUAUAAUAUCAAUACUUUAGAAAACAUAGUGGUCUUGAGAAUUGAGUACAUGAUCAGGGAAGAUGAGUCUAAUUGAUAUUUCAACAAAUUCUCCUCAAUACUUCUAUUGAAUUAUAUAGGGACAGUAAAUGAGAAAUUUUAAUUUUAAUAUCAGGGUUCAAAGGGUUAAUGAAGUUUAAUAUGUGAGUUUUUUGCCCAAUUCUUUGACCGACAUUAGUGUUUGAUACAAAGAUCCUAUUGAUUUCAGCCUGGAUCGAACCCUAAACUCCUGGGAAGACCCAUAUAGACGCAACAUUGACUGUAUCUGGGUUCAACAUAGUUAAGCCAAUGCUGGUAAUCCGUUAGAGGUCAGUAAUUUGAUAGUUGUUCGCCGCCGUUGGACCCAAGAGCAGGCG
Messenger RNA from Porites evermanni, 12463 nucleotides. Lineage: Eukaryota; Metazoa; Cnidaria; Anthozoa; Scleractinia; Poritidae. The record is from the annotation of a GenBank genome assembly.